GGGGAGGCAGCUUAAUGUAGGACUAGCUGUUAGUGAUUUUGUCCGUGUGUUUAAACCGCAUGUCCGUGAUGUGUGGAGCAGGGGUGUAACUAGCUAGUUAACAAAAUAAGAUAACAAUUAGCCUACCUUGCUGAAAAAGCUCGUGACUGUAAUUUACUAGGCAAUGAAGCUUACGUUAACGUUAGUUAUUUUAUAUAACUUGCAAUAAUUUGCUCUUUAAGUGCAUUCCUAAAAUAAUUCCAUUGUAAAGUGUACUUUUGAUGAAGUAACUAGCUGCAAGACUUACAGAAUACCCUUUUAGCUUUGCGUGGAUGCUGUUUUUACUUGUAAUCUCUGAUCAAGCUUCCUUACAUAGACUCUGUUACCACUGCAAGUCGCAUCACUGCUAUGUCCAGUUGUUAUUCACGGUAACAAUCGGUAUUUGAUGUUAAAAGCGUUUUCUAAGGGCUCUUGUGAGUUUUUUACACCCGUUUCUUAAAACAUCACUCAAGAGCUAAGCGCACGUCCAUUUGCACGUCAGCUGUCCAUGGUGCUGAAGGGGAUGACGAUGAAUGCAUCUAACGUCUAUGAGCUACGACUGGCCCCGAUCAGAGGAUGUAUCCGCCUUCCAGAAAGGACUUCAUCUCUCUGACGCUCAAUGAUCCGCACAGUCACACUUACAACAACGGCAAACACCGGAGACAGUCCUGCUGGAGGAAAUGGAAGCAGCUGUCUCGGCUCCAGCGAAGCCUCAUCCUGUUCCUGCUGGCUCUGCUGCUCAUAUUUGGACUGCUCUCCUAUCCCAGCAUGACAGAGCAGUGGAGAGGGUUGUCUGACAGGGAGGACUGGCUGGAGCUGAAUGACAGAGACGUGAAGGAUAUUCCUCCCGAGGUGAAGUCUGUAUUGGAUCAAGCUGAAACCAAAGCUCCUCCUCCUGUGGCAGGGCCACAUAUGGGGCCAGCUGUGGAUCCAGAUGCGGGUGCAGAUGCUGUGGUGGGGCCCAGAGCACCAAAUGUUCCCAUUUUGGCUAAACCUCCCAUUAAGAAUAAGACAUUCCCAAACAAGAGAGGUCCACCGAGCCUGCCGAAAGAUGGAAAUAUUUCAGACACAGUCGGUAGGAAAAAGCAAGUGCAAGAGGUGGUUCAAGAUGAAGAAGGAGAAGAGGUGGACAAAGAAAAGAAGAUCGUCAGCUGGAGAGGAGCACUGAUCGAAGCUGACCAGGCCACAGAGCCUCCACCCUCGAACAAUGAGAAAGAAGCUGCGGCGCCCCCAGCCCCAGCCAACCCAGAUGACCCUGUCCCACCAGAAGUUUCAACAGGAACUGUGGACAGACUGGAGGCGGUGCGUGAUGCCUUCAGACAUGCGUGGAAAGGCUAUAAGGAGUACGCCUGGGGUCACGAUGAGCUCAAGCCCAUCUCCAGGUCUUUUGGCGAGUGGUUCGGACUGGGUUUGACGCUCAUUGAUUCUUUGGACACCAUGUGGAUUUUGGGCCUAAAAGAAGAGUUUGCAGAAGCAAAGGACUGGGUAGAGAAAGAGCUCUCCUUCGACAAGAACGUGGACGUGAAUCUUUUUGAGACAACCAUCCGUAUCCUUGGGGGCCUGCUGAGUACCUACCAUCUAACAGGAGACCAACUCUUCCUAGAGAAAGCUAAAGAUCUCGGGUCCAGGUUAAUGCCUGCCUUCAAAACUCCCUCAAAGAUCCCGUUCUCAGACGUUAACAUCGGGAAGGGAAUAGCCCACCCCCCCCGAUGGACGUCAGACAGCACGCUGGCCGAGGUCACGAGCAUUCAGUUGGAAUUCAGAGAGCUGAGCCGCCUCACCCAGGAGCCCCAGUACCAGGAGGCUGUGAAUGAGGUAAUGAGGCUGGUCCACAAGCUGCCAGGCAAACAGGACGGCCUGGUGCCCAUGUUCAUCAACACCAACAGCGGCCAGUUCACGCACAAAGGAGUCUUCACGCUUGGUGCCAGGGCGGACAGCUACUACGAAUACCUGCUCAAACAGUGGAUCCAGGGAGGCAAGACGGAAGACGACCUGUUGGAGGACUACCUUCAAGCUGUGGAAGGAGUGAAAAAACACCUUGUGAGACAGACGGGGCCCAGCAGAUUGACCUUUGUUGGAGAGUUGUCCCACAGCCGCUUCAACCCUAAAAUGGACCACCUUGUGUGCUUCCUGCCAGGAACCUUGGCGCUGGGGGCCCACAACGGCCUCCCGGGGGACCACAUGGAUCUGGCUGUGCAGCUGAUGGAGACGUGUCACCAGAUGUACCAACAGAUGGAGACUGGGCUGAGCCCAGAGAUCGUCCACUUCAGCAUACAGGCCAGUGAUGGGCCCAACCUUAUUGUCAAGCCUGCAGACAGACACAACCUGCUGAGACCAGAAACGGUAGAAAGUCUGUUCUACAUGUACAGAUUCACUAAGGACCCCAAGUACAGAGACUGGGGAUGGGACAUACUGCUUAGCUUCAAUAACUACACUAAGGUCCCCGGCGGUGGCUACACGUCCAUUAACAACGUCCGCGACCCCGUAAACCCCGGGCCCCGGGACAAGAUGGAGAGUUUCUUCCUGGGUGAGACGCUAAAGUACUUGUAUCUGCUCUUCUCUGACGACAUGGAGCUGCUCAGUCUAGACAAGUAUGUCUUUAACACCGAGGCCCACGCUCUCCCCAUAUGGCCCUCCCCACCCAAGUGAUGUCACCAUACAGGAGAAGUCGGUAAAGAUCAGGCCCACUGGGUCCUGUAUGAGUCAAACACUGUUGUUGCCGCUCAGUCAGGCAAUUCCCUUAAGCAACCGUCCAGGCUGGACUGCUGCAAAGCAGACCUGUGCCGUCCACCUGUACUUUGAUACAUUUCCAUGUGGAAGAGUUUAUUUUUAUUAAUUUUUUUCUUCAUUUUUCCUAAGGAAAAGGUUUGUAUUAGAGCUGGUCUCUAAUGUAAAACACUUUUUUUUUUUUUUUUUUAAUUAGCUCUGACUAGCUGGCUCCAACAGGAGACAAGAAGGGAAAUGGUGGGAGUACUUUAUUACUUUGGCGACUGGGAUAGUUCUUGUAUGUACGUAUGGGGUCACAACAAUCAUGUCAUGCCUGAGUUUCUUUUUUUUCUUUCUUUGUCAGGUGCAAAUCCUCACUAGUCCUACAUAGUCAGGUGUCAUGGCUGUGAAGGAGUCUACAAAUGAAUUGUGUUAAACAGAUUGCUCUAGUGGAGGAGUCCCAUAUUAUUUGUAUAAGUCUUUACUCUGGCAACUCCCAGUGCACUUGCUCAUGUACAAAAAUGGUAUACAAGGAGUUAAGAGGAGUUGUGCUUUUUUUUUUUUAAAUCCCUUUUGUGAUGUCCAUCCCCUGUAUUGUCCCAUCCUAAGUGUUUAGGAAUCAGUGGGCAGCUACAGUGCAGUGUCCAUGGACCACUUUCACUUCUGAGGCCUGUGCCUUGCUGAAAAGCAAAUGCAGCGUUUUCCUAAUACCUACUGUGUAUGUCUUUAAUUAAAUAAAGACCUUCGUAAAGUAUUAGGGCGGUUAUGGCUAGUAAGAUUGCCAUAACCCAGGAGUUACACACAAAUGAAAUUAUUUAAAACCUUAUUGGUGAUGUAUAAUGCAUCUGAGCCUGGCUCACCAUAUCAAAGCACUUUUUUUGUAGCUUUCAACUACACUGACUAUAAUGGUUAUUGUCACCAAGAUGGGACAGUUGAAGAACUGUAAAGGCCCCAAAAUGCACUGCAACGUGUAUUCCUCAUUGGGCACCACUUUAGCAGUGAUUCUGCAGAUACUGAGGGGUUAAAUGUUAAAUAUGGUGAAGCUCACUGCACAGUCACACCUCUUUGUGUUUUUAAGGGACAUUUGGUUCUUGUUGUUUACUGAUCUUUUCAUUUCGGGUGGCAGUGAGAGGGUAGUCAAUGGGUUUAACCCUUGGGAUAUGUCAUGUUUAUAGGACCUAACAAUUUGAAAGUGAAAGUAUAUCGAGGUCUUUUGAAUGAAUCAGGGCAGUACACCUAAUGCCAUCUUGCUUUAAUAAUGAAUGUCUACUUUUAUUUUAUUUCUUUCAGUUUUACAUUUGGUCAUCUAAUUCUGGUUUUGAUUAAAUAUGGGAUUGUAUUCACAAUUGUUUCACAUUAUAUGAAGGGGAAUUAAUUAUGGCUUCCGUGCAGUCUUAAAUUUGCAGUUGCUGUGAAGUUAGAUGAAGAAAAAAAACAAAAAAAACAACUCAGUACAUUACCAUUUCCUGUGUCAGGGACAUUAUGCAUGCAGCCGUUCAUUCAUCCUCUAUUCACAGACGACUUGUUUAAGAAAUUGAGUUUGUUGAAUAGUUUUCUUCAUACUUGAAGGAGUUUGAUUAAUGCCGUGUAGCAAUCCCACUGACUUCCUCUCAAAUGUGACGUAGAGCAGUGUGGGAGGAGCGCUUGUUUUCUGUACGGUAACUGGGACAAAUCCAUUUGAAAGACACAUCUGGUGUGCUGUAAGAGCGGCUUUGAAGAUGGCUGAACCCACACUCUGUUAUUUCAUGACUUUCAAUUCUUCAGUCCGAAAAGGAUCCACGUCGUGGAUCAUUCUUUUCCGCGGUUUGAAACGGAAUAUUCGCGCUUUGACCAUCUCCUUUUGUUAAUGAACUUCAGUCUAACAGAGAGCCAUAUACUGACCACUGUCAUUGAAUGUGCAUUACAUUUCCCAAUGCUCUGCUGUGCCUAUUGAAAUGUAUAUUGUGCUACGGUGGUUUGGUUCUGUUUCUUUAUUGCUGCUGUAUCAGUGGUGUUUAUUUGUGAAGUGCUACAAGGGAACGUUUGGUUCAUGGCUUGUAUUUUUACUCUGGAUGGGUGGGUGAGAAAACAACAUGGGUGUAAAUAUUUUGUGUAAAUUGUUUCUUACCUGUGUACUGAAUCCAACCUGUGCAUCCAUUGAUUUAUCAAGCCCUUUCUGGACUUGGCAUUCUGUGUCAUCAUGUCAAAACAUUUCUGUUUUUAAGCAGGUCAUUUUUUUAAUGUCUACUUAACGCAAUCCAUCCAAAAAUCAAUGCCAGUUAAACAUUCAUGGAGACUAAUGUCUGAUAAUGAGUACUUUUCAGAGGUUUUUGCUUUCUCUUUGGCGCAGGGGGAAAAUUAAAUACCCUUAAUAUAUUAAGAAACAUAUAUAUAUAUAUUUAAAAAGGCUUACCUAAUGUGAGAGAACAUCUGAACUUGAAAUUCAUGGAAAUGAUCAUGGUUAAUUAAAUCAGUUAGAAUUUCUGUUGCAUAUAAAAUAAUUAAAUGAGAGAUGUAUGACUUAUUUUUAUUUUCUAUUAUCCUCGAGUGUUAAUGCGGCCACAUUCAAACCAGACUUUAAAUGUAAAGGAAGAAAACUGUCAUGAGGUCCUUUCAUCAUCCGCGCAGAUCGUUUGUGUGACUUUACAGAAAAACAACUGUGGGUACUUUUUCAAAUAUUAUGUUGCCAUGUAAAAUUGCCAGCGUGUUUACGGAGUGAAGUCCAUGUCUGAAAGCGGCUACUGUUGCUUUGUUGGAAAUGCAAAAACUAAAACCAUCACCAGGUCACAUGCGUGGGGGAAGAAGCCAAACUGAAUCUCUCAGUGGAAAUCCGCCAUACCUCUUAACCAAAUUCGAAUUUGGUUUGAUAAGUGUAAUGUUCUCAAAAUAAUGUAUACAUACGUAACUAAAUCUGCCUUCCACACUUUAAAGGAUACAGCUAGCGUUAUUCUAGAUUUUCUUAUUGUCGAUAAAGACCAAAACCAACUUCAUGUUAGACUCAAUACUUUGACUUCCUCAGCCUGUUUCAGGCACUCGGCCCCAAGAUGUAAAUCUUCAAAAAUGUAAAAUAAAAGUUUAGUUCAUUUUUAAAAGACUCAGUAAUUUCCUAAAACAGCUGGGCGCUUUAGUUUUUAUCAAAUGUUACUUAAACAGGGAGACAUAGCAAAUUUGUUAGGGACUAUUUUCAAUGGUGGAUUAACACAAAUGUUCUCUAGUUAGUAUUUACAUGUGUGUGUGUGUGUGUGUGUGUGUGUGUGUGUGUGUGUGUGUGUGUGUGUGUGCGUGCGCGCGCGCGCCUUCAUGGUAGUAAAGGAACAUGUCACCCAUUGAAGCGGUGCGCCUCACUGAUGUGUUUUUAACAGUUUUUCUAUAUUUGUAUUCUAAACGCAUCAUAAACCUGAGAGUUGUGCUACGUUCUGGAUCCACAGAGGGAUCUGGGAUCGGUCAAGUCAGAACACAAAAAUCAUCAGAUAAAAGACUCCACUAAAAUGUUAAAACGAAUACUGCUAUAGACGUGAAAAAGCAGUGCAUGGCAGGGUCUUCACGUUGAUAAAACUCUGCUCCCUCUGUGUAAUUGUCGCUGUUAUCUUUGGCAGAACUCAGCCUUUAUGUCAGAUAUUCAUGAUCCCGAUUUUGUGUUAAGCGACUGAUGGUAACAGAAAAGAGAACAGACCAGAAAUGACUCAUUUAGCUCCACAAUGAGCUCCUACAGAGAAGCUAUUUGAAGUCGCUCUGCUUUGUCAUUUCAUAUUCUCAUUAUUUCCACGACUGAUUCCUCCACAUUAAGGAAAUUGGGCAGUCUAGUCUGUUUUUUUUUUUAUUAUAUAUAUAUAUAUAUAUAUAUAUAUAUAUAUAUAUAAAAUUGUGAAAUUGAUUCUUGAGGUUUUAUUGCAAUCUUAAGGUUUUGUGAAACAAAUGAAUAUGUAGGGUUGAUGUACAGUAAGAAGCAUUUUGUCCUCUUCAACUCUCUUAUAUCAGCUGAAUGGCUGAAUCUUUCACUUGUGAUGAUGAUGAUAAUUAAUAUUAAUGUGAAUAAUAUUGAAUCCAAGCCAUAGCAAAAAUGACAACUCUUCUAUUUGAAAUGUAUGUGGGUGACAAAACAUCAGCGUAGUUCAUCAGUUUAUUGCCCGCAGAGGUUGCUGCUCCAGCGCCUGUGACCCUGUGUCAGGGGCCGAAGACAUGGAUCAAUAUUGUUUUUGCUGAUUAAUUGAGCCGUGCUAAGAAAGAAAACACAUCUUGACACCGUAAUCACUUCUCUCCACGAUGACAGAGCCAGUUGGCCUGAAAGUCGAUCACUUUCCUGAAUACUCUGAAGGCAUGCUGACAUGCAAAGUAUUUAUUUUAAUUUUGGCAAUUAUUCAUUUUCCACUUUUCUAUACAAACUUUAUGACUUUAUUUUCAGAGCUGGUACAGUUUUAGCAGCUUGAGUAUUGUUUGCACUUUUAAUGCUUUGUCUGCAAAGGUUUGUCUUUAUCUGUCAUUUAUGAAAUCCCUGUUCACUGUACAGAAGACUGAUUGAUUGAUUGAUUGAUUGAGCACUUUGUAACUCAAGUUGUGGCUUAUUGCAAUGUUCACCAAAUGCAAACUUUUUUUCCUGCCAACUCAACUUUUGAAUAAAUCUUUUCAGUGAAAGUUU
Messenger RNA from Perca fluviatilis (European perch), 7339 nucleotides. RefSeq names its product mannosidase, alpha, class 1B, member 1a (gene man1b1a). The transcript is spliced from 14 exons. Gene Ontology annotation, cellular component: membrane; endoplasmic reticulum. Gene Ontology annotation, biological process: carbohydrate metabolic process; N-glycan processing. The coding region runs from base 595 to 2667 and encodes 690 amino acids. Gene Ontology annotation, molecular function: calcium ion binding; mannosyl-oligosaccharide 1,2-alpha-mannosidase activity. NCBI's taxonomy places the organism in Eukaryota, Metazoa, Chordata, Actinopteri, Perciformes, Percidae. The record is from RefSeq and is a predicted model, not a curated record.